Messenger RNA from Aspergillus saccharolyticus JOP 1030-1, 1977 nucleotides. Its product is annotated as putative C6 transcription factor. The record is from RefSeq and is a predicted model, not a curated record. The transcript has 6 exons. Lineage: Eukaryota; Fungi; Ascomycota; Eurotiomycetes; Eurotiales; Aspergillaceae. Bases 1 to 1977 code for a protein of 658 amino acids. Gene Ontology annotation, biological process: regulation of DNA-templated transcription; DNA-templated transcription. Gene Ontology annotation, molecular function: DNA binding; zinc ion binding; DNA-binding transcription factor activity, RNA polymerase II-specific.
AUGUAUCCCCCGCCAACUUCAACUGAAAAGUCGGACGAGGAGACCCAGAGACCUAGAAAGCGUGUCGCGAGGGCUUGCGACUCGUGCUUCAGAAGAAAGAUUAAAUGUGAUGGCGUACAGCCGCAAUGUAACUGGUGUAGUCACCAUGAUAUUGCCUGCACAUUCGAGCGGAUCACCGUGAGGAAGCGAAAAAUUACCAAGAACCCCAAAGGUCCGGGAGAGUCGUCUGAUCUAGCCGAGCGAAUCGAGCGAAUAGAGAAGUUUUUGACCAGCAGGUUGAUGAAAGAACCGGGUUCGCACGACGACUUUCGCGUGCGUGCGCCAAGCAGUGCCCCAGAGCUUUCUGACGCAUCGCCCACACCCUACAAGCAGACAUCGGGCUCGUCUUCUGUGGCUCUACACUUUGCAGGGAGAGCGCUUGGGGUGUUCAACCUGUUCACCGGUAUCCCUCUGUUGCUUCCCGAGGGCAGGCAAUGGGUGCAGGCCAGGACAGGCCAAAAUGUCUCCUUUUCCAGGCUAGUCAGCUCUGCUAAGACCCCGUGGGAGAGGCAGCGAGCGUUCAACUACGACGCCAUGAUGACGAACUCCACCACCUCGAACACGUUUGAGCUGCCACCGCGACAUAUUGUGGAAAGCUACUACAACAUGUUCUGUCAAUCGUUGAUGCGGCUGAUUUUCCCGGUCCUCGAUCCAGUCCUGUACAGGGACACCAUUUACCAAGCCUACGAGCAGCCAAACCCGAGACCUGCUCAAGAGAAAGCAAGCAUCAAGGCAUCUAUCUUCGCCUUCGUGGCCUUUGCAAGCCUCGUUCCACCCCCCGAAAUCGAACUACAAAGAGGCCUGCCUCCAGUCGAUAAUGAAGCCUACAUAGUCAAAGCGCAAUAUUAUGUGCCUCAAAUAUUGCAAGAGACUAGUUCUCUGGAAGGAUUGCAAGUGUUCAUAAUGCUGGGAGUGUACGAGCUUGUAACAGGUAAUCUUCAGUCUGCGAAUUACUACGGCUCACUAGCUGCGCGUAUGAUCUUCAUUCUUGGCGGCCACACGGCCUUCUGCUACUCGAGCGAGUAUCUCGCAUCGCUUCCCGACGAAACCAGCGUCCGUACCCAGCAGCACAUCCGACGCAUCUUCUGGCUUUGCUACACCUUCGAGAAGGACGUCUCCCUCCGGACGGGCCAGCCGCAGACCCUGCCCGACGAGAAUUGCGACCUGACCCUGCCCCCCAAUUACGACGAGACCCUAGCCAUGCACGCCGCCGACUGCCAGCACCUCAUCCAACAUCCCAUCCGCAGCACAGACAUCGACCCGCUCUACCCGGUCGACAUCCGCCUUAGCAUCAUCAAGUCGCGCGCCUACAGCGCGCUGUACUCGUUCCGCGCCCUCAAAAAGACCGACGCCGAACUCCUGAAGGAGAUCCGCGAGCUGGAUGACGACCUCGAGCGCUGGCGCCUCUCCAUCCCCCAGCAGUGGCGCCCCACCCUCUCCUUCUCCCAGGAAACCCCAGACCCCGACGCCACCAUGCACAAGGUCAUGCUGCGCCUCAACUACCACCUCUGCAUGAACAUCAUCCACCAAGCCAGCAGCCGCUGCCGGCCCUGGGCUCAAGACCAGGGCGGUAUCAUGGACGGCGUCAAUUCCAGCCUCGCCUUGUCGGUGGAAGCCAGCCGCUCCACGCUUCUGUACCUCCAGGCGUCUGAGCAUGUCUUGGUCGCGGGUAUAUUCUGGACCCUAAUCUUCUACCCUAUGUCCGCCCUCCUCGCCAUCUUCUGCAACAUCCUCCAAUACCCCACCGACCCGCAAGCCACCAAGGACCUGGGCUUGCUCAAGACGGCUAUGAGCAUGAUGGAGCGGAUCUUCCUGCGCCAGCCCUCCUCGGUCAGCGAGAUCAUGCACAUCAAGAUGGUGGCGGAUUUCGUAACGGAGCUGUAUCGUCUGGCGAGCUGUGCGAUUGAGAAGGCGUGGAAUGAACGUUCUUCCGUGUGA